UGACUGUUGGAAACAUGCUGCAAGCCGACAGACAAGGCAGAGGCUGACAGACAUACACACACACAAACACCCGGAGGCACUUUUUACCCAACAUGGGCCAGAUACUGAGCUGGAUCCGAGGUCCAAAGGACACCCCGGCUCUGCAGGAUGUGGCCGUGGAGGAACAGUCUCAGCCUAGCCAGGCCCCACCCAAACCGGCAGCUCCGGUCUCCACUGUGAAGGCUACACAGUUUGAGAAGGCAUCAUCAGGAUCUGCCAUGGCUACAAAGCCUGGGCUGGUUUCCACAGCAACAGGCGGAGCCACAGGAAGUGGCAUCACAGCAGGAGGAUAUGCUUCAGUUGGGACAGCAGGAAAAGAGGCACCUAAAAGCCAACCAGAGACUGCACCUGUGUCCCAAGUCAAAGCAGCAGCUACAGGUCCUUCUCCUGCUGCUGGAUCACCUGAAGUGUCUAAGAGUGCCACUGCCACCACAACUGUCAAAGCUGAUGUGCCUAAAGUUGAUCCUGCUAAAACAUCAAAGCCAGCUGCAGCAGCCAAGGCUGCGGCUGGAAAUGUGUCUGUGCAGGGGAAGAAAGAAGAAGCUAAACUGACACAAACAAAGGUGCAGGUGGAGGUUCCUUCCACAGCAGCUAAAGUAGCCAAAGAGGCACCUGCGGUGGAUCCAUUAGAUGCCCUGGCCAGCAUACUACCUUCAGCUGACCCUGUUGCACCCCAACAGCCUGUAUACACCAGGCCAGAGGUCAUAGAGCAUGAAAUUACCCCUGUGAAGGGUCAGAAGUGUGGAGAAAGAGACGACACGCUGCCGCCAGGCUACAGAUUUCAAGACAUGGCUCCAGCUCCUGCAGAUGUUAAACCCAAGGAUGUCCCUAAACCACUGAGCACAGAUGAAGCCCUGGACUCUCUUACAGCUGGUUUGAUGACUUCUACUGCUCCAGCUACACCCAAAAAGCAAGAGGUCCAUGAUGUUAGUGUCAGUGCCUCAUCUGCUGGCCCUGCUAACUUUGCACCACCUCCGGGAAAGACAUCUCAACCUCCUGCUGACAAGAAAGCCAAGAUGGAGAAAAAUGAUUUCUCUCUGACAGCUGGACUUCCCUCUGCUCCUGCCACGAAAGCGGCUCCCCCUGUGGCUGCUCCUGCUGAUAAAAAAGCUAAGGCUGGAUCAGGUACCAAAGUGGAUACCGCGCCCAAGACCGAUGAUGGCGGCGCUCUGUCUCUGGAUGCUCUUAGUGCUCUCAGCGACACGUUGGCAGGACCAAAACCAAAACCUGAACCUCCUAAAGUCAGACCAGAGGACAUUGUCUCGGAGAACAAACUCAAGGAGACGAAGGGUGUGUUUGUAGGAGAGAGGGAAGACUCGCUUCCUCCAGGGUACAGGUUUAAAGAGGACAAACUCAAAAAUCUGCCUGCUCCUGAACCUGUGCCCACCAUGGGGGAUGCUGAGGCUCUUGACAUUUUGUCUGGAGACUUCAUGACUCCUUCAGCUGCUUCUGUUGUCCAGGCUCCCGUUGUCACCCCCCCAGCUCCUGCUGCACAGAAAGCCCCUGCAGUCCCUCCUGUGGCUGUGUGUCCUGCUCCUCCUGCUGAUAAAAAAGCCAAGAUGGAAGCUGGACUUUCUGCUUCUACGGCCAAGAAGGUUGAAUCCUCUGCAGUUCCCCCUGUGGCUGUGUGUCCUGCUCCUCCUGCCGUUAAGAAAGCUGCUGCUGGAAAGGACACCACUGAAACCAAGCCCAAGACUGAUCAGGGCGGCUCUCUGUCUCUGGAUGCUCUCAGUGCUCUUGGAGACACGUUGGCAGCACCGGAACCAAAACCUGAACCCCCUAAAGUCAGACCUGGAGACACCGUCUCGGAGGACAAACACAAGAAGACAAAGGGUGUGCUCGUAGGAGAGAGGGAGGACACACUUCCUCCGGGCUACAGGUUUAAAGAGGACGAUCUCAAAAAGCUGCCUGCUCCAAAACCUGAGCCCACCAUGGGUGAGGGUGAGGCUCUGGACAUUUUGUCUGGAGACUUCAUGACCUCCUCCGUGGCCCCUGCGGUCCAGGCUCCUGUUGUCUGCCCCCCAGGUCCUGCUGCAAAGACCAAAGUAGAGGAUUUAUCAGCUCUGGAUGUGCUUUCUGGAGACUUUGUGGCUCCGACUAAAGCUUCUGGGGUUCAGGCACCUGUCCCUCCUUCCACCUUACCACAGGAUGACUCUCUGUCUCUGGAUGCGCUCAGUGCUCUCGGAGACACGUUGCCAGCACCAAAACAAAAACCCGAACCCCCCAAAGUCAGACCUGAGGACAUCAUCUCGGAGGACAAACACAAGAAGACGAAGGGUGUGCUCGUAGGAGAGAGGGAGGACACACUUCCUCCGGGGUACAGGUUUAAAGAGGAUGAACUCAAAAAGCUGCCUGCUCCAAAACCCGAGCCCACCAUGGGCGAUGGUGAGGCUCUGGAUGCCUUGGCGGGAGACUUUGUUGCCGCCGCUGCUGCUCCGACAGUGAAGUCUGCUGCUUGUGUUCCCACAAAAUCCGCCCCACAGCUGUCAGACGGAGACGACAGUGCCCUGCUUGCUCUGUCGGACACCUUGAAGGAUAUCACGCCCGCCCCUCAGCCCGCCCCAGUUCCUGUCAAAGACUUAGUCAAGGAGAAAAAGUUAGCUGAAGAGAGGGUGAUUAAGAUGGGAGAGAGAGACGACUCGCUGCCACCGGAGUAUCGACCCACUGAGGAAAAUCUUAAGAAAAUGCCAGAAGCAAAGGCAAAAGCAGCUACACUACCCAAGGAGUUGAGUAUGGAUGAUACAACAGCUUUGGACCUGCUGUCCGGGGACUUCUCUGCUGCUUCCCAGCCUGCUGUGCCGGUCGCAUCAUCUGCAGCCACAACAAAGCUGGAACCUCCUGUGCUGGACUCAGAGCCCCUGAAGCCAAUGUCCGGUCCUGCCCUGGAUUCCCUGGCCAACAAACUGCUCCCAGACGCCCCAGAGUUCAAACCUAAGUCAGAAAAAUCAAAGGGCAAGAGCAAGUCAAAGUCUAAAAAACACCAUGCAGAGGACCCAUCUGCUACUGACCAGCUAACGGCUCAGCUAAGUUCAGAUGUUGUGCCAACAUCUACAAAGAAGGGAGGCAAGAGCUAGACCACUGGGUAAGGUUGUCUGUGCAGUUUGUCCUCCCGGCCACAGGGAGCGAGGGAGCUGCUCUCUGGAAAAUGUUUCUAUUUUUCUAAAUCGUCAAGAAUGUAUACUGGAUGAAAGACAAAGCUAUGCAUAACACACACACAUAACACACACACACAUACACAGCUCUGCGUGCAGCGGCUGUCUUGCUUUUUAAAACAAGAUGGAGAAUGAAAGAAUGAGUGACGAACAGACAAAGAGAGGAAGAAAACGGUGGGUAAAGAGAGUUAAAGUUGGGCGUGCUGAGGGAAGGAAGGCGUUGCUCGUCAGAGUCCUGCAUGUACACCCCAGCUGACAGUUUCUAUUUUUCCAAUGGCACUAAUAUCACAGCACGCAGGUUAUCUAAGCCUGGUGCUGUGACGUUGGUUGGGGCAGUGGCGACUGUCGGCUUGCAGUACGCAGCGGGUGUAUACUGUCGGGAUGUUUGUGCAAUCUUGAUGACACAGAAAAGCCACGUCUUCUACCAUGAUGUGGUCAGAUGCCAUUAAGACACUAGUGUACAGCUUAGUUUGCUUAUAGUUUGGACAACACAUAGUUUACAUUAUUGAAUAUGUGGAGGAUUUCCAGGAGGUGUUCAGCUUAUUUCUGUAUCCGAUAGAGUGCCUUGCAAGUGGCUUUUACUUUCUGUAGAGAAAUAUCUGUCAAGAGAAAAAAUAUAAUUACUGGUGUCCAGAAGUGGUUACAAGCUUUGUAAACUGCCCUUGUUUGUAUACUGUAAAAAAAAUAUAUAAGACAACACUGUAUAAUUUAGAAAGGGCUUCAAACUGUAAAGUCAGAAAUCAAUAUAAUUUCCCCAAGUUUUUUUUUUAUGUCAGAGGUUUUGUGUGGGUAUGAGUCAAAUGAUAUGAUGAUAUUUUUGAUGUGGGAAUACUAAUUAAAUAAAUAAAAAAGUUGCUUUAGAGUCUGGUUUCAACGAUUUGUGUCUAAAAUGAGAAAGAGCAGAAGUGGCCUUGAGAUGUGGAGAAAAGGCUAAAUCACUGUUAAAGGUGCAAGGGAAAUGUGUAUGUGUUAAAGUGAUCAGGAACAGAAUCUCCUCUGAAAGUGUUUUUUCUCUGCUCCUGACUGAGGGGGGUUUUCACUCUGCAUACAGUUGUAGCAGCCCACUUCCUUUUGACCCAGGGGCGGGGGCUUACUACAAAACAAAUGUCUUUUGUUCUAACUUCAUGUGAAACAUAUUUCAAAUGAGUGGGUUUGAUGUGUGGAAAUUUUUUCUUAUAAAAUAAAGACAAAUACAACUCCUUGCA
Molecule: messenger RNA, 4396 nt
Organism: Micropterus salmoides (largemouth bass)
Lineage: Eukaryota; Metazoa; Chordata; Actinopteri; Centrarchiformes; Centrarchidae
Gene: cast
Product: calpastatin
Exons: 33
Coding region: 93-3113 (1006 amino acids)
Cellular component (GO): cytoplasm
Molecular function (GO): calcium-dependent cysteine-type endopeptidase inhibitor activity
Source: RefSeq, a predicted model, not a curated record